This is a messenger RNA of Strongylus vulgaris, 779 nucleotides long. The record is from the annotation of a GenBank genome assembly. Lineage: Eukaryota; Metazoa; Nematoda; Chromadorea; Rhabditida; Strongylidae.
AUGUUUGCUAGGACCCUUACAAUCUGCUUGUUGACUUUAUUGAAGCUAACGGAAAUAUUGUGGAAGCUAGCGAACAUUCUCGUGUUAAGCGACUUGCUCUUCUUCCCUCUGAAUGGGCAUCAGGGCGAGCGCUUCAAUUUUAUACUGUCUAUUCUUCAUAUCCUGUGGCCCGGAGGAAUCGUCCCAUAUGACAUAGCCUCACAUUACGCUCAGCAUGAACGAAGCGUGAUUUUGUCUGCGAUGGCUGAAUUUCCCAAGUAUACUUGCAUAACUUUCAGACCUCGGACAGAAAGAGAUCUGUAUUACUUGUCUAUUAACAAGUACUACAAACAGGAUUACGUUGGCCGCCAAACUUCUAUCUAUUUCCGAACAAGGGAAGGAAAAUUCGAAACGCGAAUGAGAUUGCAUGAAAGUUGCCUCCGUUACGGCGAACGUGGUCGAGGAACAGUGAUGCACGAAUUGAUGCAUGCUCUUGGCUUCCAUCACGAACAUCAAAGAGAAGACCGUGAUCCCCGCGUGAAAGGCAAUUCUUAUUGGGAGACCAUAGUCUACCCAAGGAAUAAGGCUUACUAUAUGGGCGCAUACGAUCCAACAUCAAUUAUGCAUUACGACUUCCCGGGACUCACCUACCCCAGGACGCACUUCAGCCGAAGCGAUAUUGCUCGUAUCAAUACUCUGUAUAGGUGUCCGCAGGCGAAGAAUUACUUUAAGAAUUCGUUACAGCAACGGCAACAAUUCUCACAAAAAAGAAGCCCUUGGCAGUAUGAACGUAUGUAGCU